Messenger RNA from Wyeomyia smithii (pitcher-plant mosquito), 1091 nucleotides. RefSeq lists its product as uncharacterized. The coding region runs from base 302 to 961 and encodes 219 amino acids. NCBI's taxonomy places the organism in Eukaryota, Metazoa, Arthropoda, Insecta, Diptera, Culicidae. Gene Ontology annotation, molecular function: DNA binding. The transcript has 2 exons. The record is from RefSeq and is a predicted model, not a curated record.
UAGCUCGCUGUCUGUCUGCGCGCGUGGUUUCGAAUGGUUCAGCGUCGUCACUUGUUUACCUAUUAUUUUCAUAACUUUACGUUCUCAAUCGUAAAAAUAACUGAGCCACAAUUACGUUUUACAAUAAGUACAGUUGUGACAUUAGUGCGGAAAACCAACCAUAUAAACAGUUUCGCAAUUCGGGAUUGUUUUGAUUUGAUAUAAAUUUAUCAAAUACCUAUAUCGAACGGAUCGAUAAAUAACCAGCAAUCGAUUUGUGCCGUUCUGCGGUUAAUGAUAAACACUGAAGGACUGUUCAAAAAUGGCACCCCGCAGUAAUGUUUGGCUCUACUUCAUAAAAGAUGAUUUCAAGGUAGAGUGUAAACAGUGCGGAGCUACAAUAAAAACCGCCGGUAACACGAUGAACAUGUGGUACCAUCUGAAGAGACGUCAUCCCCGGGAGUAUGCAGUCGCACAGGGAACCUGGGACGAUCCACUGUCGGCGGUGGAAGAAGUUGUAACGUCCGAGCAGCUUUUAACGGAAGAGCAGUACGAGCAGGAGCUACGGAAGGAAGCUCAGCAAGCUCUCGAUCAGCUGGUGGAAUCCGAAGUUGUUGUUGAAGAAACAGAACAAACUAAGCCAUUUUUUACGCCGAUGCGGAUAAAAACCGUCGCUAAGCGACGACAUCAAAGCCUACCCCAGCACUCGAACCACGUGAAGUCAGCCAGAUUGCAAAAUAAUUCCCACGAUUAUGAAAAUGUAUUGAAUGCUUUGACGAACGUCCAGCAAACGGUGCAAAGUCUGCAGAAGGUUGACAGUUAUCAAGUUUUCGGGAACUUCAUUGCCGAGGAGCUGCGCAAAAUACCCGAGGAAAAACUGGCGAACCAAUUGCAGCGAAAGCUCAUGCGCUUCCUGAUGGACUGCUUAGACGAAGCCGAACAGUCACACGAGAAGUCGGUGCAUAAUAAGAAUGAAUUCUGAUUAUUUUUGUGUCCAAUUUGGCGCACUAGUGUUACGCUUAUGUAAUUAAUCGUUUUAUUUUCUUAUUGGCAUAUCAACGAAAAUAUUGAAUAAAAAUUAUGACUGAAUUUGCGUUUCUCUAAUAAACGAA